CCCAGCAGCCCCCCGCCACUACCACCCAGCAGCCCCCCGCCACUACCACCCAGCAGCCCCCCGCCACUACCACCCAGCAGCCCCCCGCCACUACCACCCAGCAGCCCCCCGCCACUACCACCCAGCACAGCCCCCCGCCACUACCACCCAGCAGCCCCCCGCCACUACCACCCAGCAGCCCCCCGCCACUACCACCCAGCAGCCCCCCGCCACUACCACCCAGCAGCCCCCCGCCACUACCACCCAGCAGCCCCCCGCCACUACCACCCACAGCCCCCCGCCACUGCCACCCAGUAA
This is a messenger RNA of Galeopterus variegatus (Sunda flying lemur), 297 nucleotides long. RefSeq names its product chitin-binding lectin 1-like. The transcript has 3 exons. The record is from RefSeq and is a predicted model, not a curated record. NCBI's taxonomy places the organism in Eukaryota, Metazoa, Chordata, Mammalia, Dermoptera, Cynocephalidae. The annotation marks the transcript as partial.